AUGAAACAACGUGUUCUUGAUCUGCAGAAAACUCUUGAAUUUAAUGAUCUCUCCCUAACACAAUCCAGAAACGAAGAGUUCAGACGUUUACCUCCAGAAGUCAAUGUUUCAUUACCAGUAUUUUCUCCUCAGAAAAUUAACACAAAACAGCUUAAUCAACUCUUUGGUUCUCUGUCAGAAUUAUCAAUGAAAACGAAACAUGGCUACACAAUGGAGACACCAGAAGCUGUGUCCAGUCCUCCAGUCAAACCACUGCUUAAUGAACCAGAGCUCAUCACCACCAUCACCACCAAACAUGAUGACAUUGCGGUGACAAAAAGUGGGGAUCUAAUCUAUACCGACUAUAAAAGAGGGUCAGUUAAUAAAGUAAGAAAGAGACAAAUCGUGGAAUUGAUUAGACUACAGGGAUGGAAACCUAGCAAUGUCUAUAGUACCUUUGCUGGUGACCUCCUGAUAAUCAUGGACAGUGAUGAUGGAGAGCAAUCAAAGCUUGCUCGUUACACUGGCCAAAUAGAAAGAGAAACCUUUCAGUUUGUUAAUACAGUUAAACCUCUGUAUUCAUCCGGUUACUUCACAAAAUACAUCAGUGAGAACAGGAACCUAGAUAUUUGUGUUGCAGACUUUUUAGCCAAAGCAGUAGUGGUGGUUAAUCAAGCUGGAAAUUUGCGAUUUAGAUACACUGGUCAUUCAUCUACUACCAAAACUUUUUUUGAACCAGUCGGCGUCACAACAGACAGUCAGAGUCAAAUCCUUACAUCAGAUUGUUUCAACAGCUGUAUCCACAUCUUCGACCAAGACGGACAGUUCCUAAGUUACAUUGAAAAUUGUGAACUAUUUCGUCCAUGGGGUUUAUGUGUGAACACUAAAGACCAUCUCUUUGUAGCUGAGUCUGACAGUAAAAAGGUUAAACAAAUAAAAUACAUGUAA
Saccostrea echinata is the source of this 927-nucleotide messenger RNA. RefSeq lists its product as uncharacterized. Lineage: Eukaryota; Metazoa; Mollusca; Bivalvia; Ostreida; Ostreidae. Gene Ontology annotation, molecular function: protein binding; ubiquitin protein ligase activity. The transcript has 2 exons. The coding region runs from base 1 to 927 and encodes 308 amino acids. Gene Ontology annotation, biological process: proteasome-mediated ubiquitin-dependent protein catabolic process; protein polyubiquitination. The record is from RefSeq and is a predicted model, not a curated record.